This is a messenger RNA of Vespa crabro (European hornet), 1023 nucleotides long. RefSeq names its product A disintegrin and metalloproteinase with thrombospondin motifs 7-like. The transcript is spliced from 6 exons. The record is from RefSeq and is a predicted model, not a curated record. Gene Ontology annotation, biological process: extracellular matrix organization; proteolysis. Gene Ontology annotation, cellular component: extracellular matrix. Lineage: Eukaryota; Metazoa; Arthropoda; Insecta; Hymenoptera; Vespidae. Gene Ontology annotation, molecular function: metalloendopeptidase activity. The coding region runs from base 13 to 1023 and encodes 336 amino acids.
AUCAGACUCGGUAUGUCACAUGACGUCGGACGGGAGAACGGAUGUACUGGGAUAGUUCAUCAUCACGAUGGAUUCGUGGAAACGUCGGUUAUGUACCCUGGAAGUGCAUACGUGACGAAAAAGUGGUCCAACUGUUCUCGGAAUUAUUUACAACAUUACAUCGAAUCUGGUUUGGCUCGUUGUCUUGAGGAUGAACCAAAGGAUCAUCAUUUUCCUAUAAUGGAGAUGUUACCUGGGGUCAUAUAUAAUAGCGAUUUUCAAUGUCGUCUAAUGUAUCGUCAGGAUGUCGUUCAUUGUGAUCUCGAUAUCAACUGCGAGACUCUGAGCUGUUCUAUUCCGGAAAAGGGUUGCGUGUCAGUUAGAAAACCACCCGCUGAGGGAACCCCCUGCGCCGAGAAGAGGUGGUGUUAUAACAUGAAGUGCGUCAUGAUAGGUGAACGAUUAGGAGCGAUCGAUGGUGGUUGGAGUAGUUGGUCAUCUUGGAGUCGAUGUUCUCGUAGUUGUGGAUCCGGUGUGGCCUUUGCAAUGAGAAGAUGCGAUCAUCCAAGUCCAACCAAUAGCGGUACUUAUUGUCCCGGUAUAAGAAAACGUUACAAAAUUUGUGCCACCAAUCCUUGCGAAAUCGAUGCGCCAUCGUUCAGAGACGUUCAGUGCAAUGAAUUCAACGAUUGGGUCUUUCCAGAGGAUGGAAAAAUUCAUCGAUGGAUAGCUUAUAAUUUGCCGGAAAGUAUGUUUCAAAUUUACUUGAAAGCUUCCGAAAAUCCGUGCUCCCUAUACUGCCUAAGCGAUACGGGUUUGGUAACGUCAUUAAGGCCAAAGGUCGUUGAUGGUACUACAUGCUACAGAGGCAUCCGCGACAUCUGCGUAUCUGGCGUCUGCAGAGAGAUACCAUGCGAUCUCGAUAUGGAAUCCAACGCGGUCGAAGAUGUUUGCGGCGUUUGUCGAGGUGACAGCACAUCCUGCAAGAUCAAGGAAGGAACGUUCGUAAUCCAAGCCCAAUCAAGUCCGUUAAUUAGCCAUUAA